AUGAAUCCCGCGAAGAUACAGCGGAACGCGUCCAUGCUGCGUACUGCGUCCCAGAUGACAGUCGCAGGUUCGGACGGACAAGACGCUCAAGAUUUCGGUCCUAUAGAGAGAGCUCAGCCCCUUGUUGGCUCAAAAGGGAAGGACAAAGCUGGAUCCUUCCCAGCAUCAAUGCUCUGGCUUGCGGCCCCCGCAUGGCUUUCGUUGGCCAGUGCGGUCACCUAUGUCCAUGAACAGGAUUACAUGAGCGGCUUCUUCGACCAGUGGGAUUUCGUGCCUGCCGAUGAUCCCACUCACGGCACUGUUGACUAUAUUGCGCGUGAGGACGCAGAGCGUUUGGAACUGGUGCGCAGUCACACGAACGGCGUUUUCAUUGGCGUUGACAACGUGACUGUUCUAAAUCUCACCGAGGGCAGAGGGCGCAAAUCCAUUCGGCUCGAGUCCACCAAACGGUACAACGAUGGGCUGUUCAUCAUUACCCUGGACCACGCUCCAACAGGCUGUGGCUCCUGGCCGGCAUUUUGGAUGUUUGGAGAAGACCCGGAUCAUAUUUGGCCAGAAUGGGGGGAGUUUGACAUCAUUGAGUGGAUUCACGACGAGGAGAACGUUUCUACAACUUUACACACGAAGGCUGGCUGUACCCAGUCGCAUCUCAGAGAGGGAAAGCACAUGAAAGCCUGGUGGAAUCCCGGCAUCUAUGGGAGAGGAAAGGCGUCCAACUGUGAUGUGCACGCACAAGGACAGUGGCAAAACCAGGGCUGUUCACAACGUGGCUUGGCGGGCACUGUGGGCCCCAGUUUCAAUGCGGGCGGUGGUGGCACGUACGCGGCCGAGUGGGACCCUUUGGCCGGACACAUGCGAGUCUGGUUUUGGCCCUCGGGCUCUGAACCCGAAGAUGCAAAAGGCCCGACACCGGACCCGGAACUUUGGGGUCAGCCGGAUUUCUACUUCGAGCUUAGCGAUGUAUGUACGAAAAGCCAUUUCAAGAAUAUGAAGCUGGUCUUUGACAUCACCUUUUGUGGCGAUCUGGGCUCUCCCACCUUUCAUGAACACUGUGGCGCCAAAGCGGCCAAAGCGGGCCACAGCAAUUGUGAGGCCUUCGUCCGGCAGGAACCUGGGGCCUUUCACCAGACAUACUGGUGGGUCUCGGCCCUUGAUGUUUACCACCGCGAGGAGAGCUUAGCCUUCACGGAUCUUGACUCGGUUGAGACCUCCGCUGGAUGCAGGCCGGAGCACGUGACCGGCCUGGAAUCUCGGAUUCAGGAGCUCGAGGGCAUCCUCGCCCAGAGAGAUGGCGAACUACGCGAUCUCUGGGCGAAGGCCGCGGCCGGCGUCCGAGCCUCCAAGCGGAUCUGCUUCCACCCGGACAUGCGUCGAUAUCUGGGGCCAUUGAUCACUGAUCUCGCUUGGAUGGCUACAGAUACCAUGGUCCGGAUCCAGAACCGCAGGAAGCAGCUGAAGACUCUGGGCAUCCUUGGCUGUGGAGGCUUCGGCUUUGUGGAGCUUGUCGAGCAUGACCUCACUGGUGAGACCUAUGCCCUCAAGGCGAUUAGCAAGGGCUACAUUGUCAAGAGUGGGAUGAAGAACAGCGUGUUGCAGGCCCAGGGCCAUGCGCGAUUCCCAUUCCGAGUACCUCUUCACGUGGCUUUGCGUGUAACUUCUGAAUUUGCUGAUGCGUGCGUUGUCGAUCUUCUCAGUUGCGACAUCUCGGGUGGCAUGCAGCUCUACAAAGAAACGAACAACCCGCUCCUGGCGGACAUCGAAUUCGAAGCUGACUGUGAAAUUCAGACCUGGGCCCGUCCUGCCCUCUCCACUGGUGCUCCUCCUUGGGUGCAAGACGAGAGCAGGGUAAGCUGGUUUGCCGGCGUUAUUCUACUUGACUUCCUGCAAGUCAAAUGGUCAGAUGAGGUCACACCCAUUGGUAGCUUGUCGGCUGCUGAGUUUCUGGUCUCGCACCAGUCAUGCGACGGUUUGAGGCAGGCCCUGGACCUCCUCAUUCGCAGAUACGAUGUGGACGAGGUGGUCCAGGAGAUGCUCAAGCAAGUGCUUAUCGCGAAGCCUGAGAACCCGCGAAGAUUUCUGCUACAAUACUUAGAAAAGGACAUUGAGGCUGAGGGCGGCGACCUCUCGGAUGCGGACCUGCAGAAGCUUUUCCUG
Messenger RNA from Symbiodinium necroappetens, 2154 nucleotides. The record is from the annotation of a GenBank genome assembly. NCBI's taxonomy places the organism in Eukaryota, Dinophyceae, Suessiales, Symbiodiniaceae.